This is a messenger RNA of Eimeria mitis, 462 nucleotides long. RefSeq lists its product as uncharacterized. Lineage: Eukaryota; Apicomplexa; Conoidasida; Eucoccidiorida; Eimeriidae. The transcript has 3 exons. Bases 1 to 462 code for a protein of 153 amino acids. The record is from RefSeq and is a predicted model, not a curated record.
AUGUAUAAAGUAUCUUGCCCUAAGCAAGUAACAGUGCGGCCGCAGCUGCAGCAGCAGCUGUCAGCUCAUCGUGCUGCAGCAGAUGCGCAGCUCGAAGCAGUUGCUGCUGCACUGCAGCAGCAGCAGCAGCAGCAACCGGAGGAGCUGCAGCAGGAGAAAAGAAAACAAAUAGCGAUAGCUUAUGCUGAGCGUAUAAAGCAGCAGCAGCAAGACCUGCUGCAGCAGCAGCAGCAGCAGCAGGAACAAAUCCUUAAACAAGUUCAUCAACACCAACAGCUCCUGCUGCAGCAGCAGCAGCAGCAGGAGCAGCAGCAGCUAGCAGCAGCAGCACAACAACCAGGUGCUGCUGUCGUAGUAUCAGCACCAGAGGAGACAGAAGAAGAAGAGGAAGAAGAGCAGCAGCAGCAGCAGCAGCAGCAGCAGCAGCAGCAGCAAGAAGCAGCCGACGCUAUAGACAUCUAA